Drosophila serrata is the source of this 3002-nucleotide messenger RNA. RefSeq names its product CASC3 exon junction complex subunit (gene btz). Gene Ontology annotation, molecular function: mRNA binding. The record is from RefSeq and is a predicted model, not a curated record. Gene Ontology annotation, cellular component: exon-exon junction complex. Gene Ontology annotation, biological process: mRNA processing. Lineage: Eukaryota; Metazoa; Arthropoda; Insecta; Diptera; Drosophilidae.
CCAAACCCUAGACACUUUCUAUUUUCUGAUUGCGUUGUUGUCGAGAAAAGUCUGCGAAAAUCUUGGUUUUACUGCAAAAUUUCACUGAUCUAAAAGACUUGGCAGAGAAUCUAGCCCUGAGCGAGGAUUCGCAAAUUAGUAGAGGAGACGUAGAGCAGCAGCGAGGAAAAGAACAAAAACUAUCCGCGAUGGCCGAAGUGGAGAAACCUACGGCCACCCCGCCGACCGACAUACCCCUGGCUACGCCCCCGAGCACCAGUGAAUUGGAAUCCACGGCAGACGUCGCCGGGGCGGACGUGGAGCCUGGCACCUCGCCCACGCAGGAACCCAGCUCGAACUCGCAUCCACACGACUCCGAGUACGACACGGCAAGUGAUCUGGAGGGCGGAGAGGACUAUGACGACGAGGAGAGCGGCAGCGGAAGUGCCAGUGGCAGCGGCAGCGAGGAAGAGACCGAAACGGAAGACGAGGACGAGGACGUGGGCAGCGAGACGGACGAUGGCGAGGCGGAGCAUGCCCAAGACCGGUCCAUUGCUGACAGCGAGGCGCAGAAAAAGGUGGAUGAGGACCGUAGCAAUCCGCAGUACAUCCCCAAGCGAGGCACAUUCUAUGAGCAUGAUGACCGCACUGCGGAAACCGAGGGCGACGUGCUAGUCGAGCCCGAGAACGGCGCCGGGCAAGCGCAGCCAGAGCCAAAUGGCGAACUCAAUGGACUCGCUACAGCCGGAGCAGCGCCCGCCGGCCAGACGCCACAGAUCUCACAGGCCUCCAAGACCAUGCGCAAGUGGCAGCCGGCUUCGGGUGGCGAUCGGUGGUCCCACGACCGGUUCGAGGCGAGCGAGCAGGCGCCCAAGUCCAGGGCGGAGCUGUUGCAGGCUUACGGCUACGAUAUUCGAAAUGAGGACGCCCCGCCUCGAGCCCGACGACGUCGGCGCUAUACGCGCGGUCCUAGCAAAUACUCACGGAACUGGGAGGACGAGCAGGCUUAUCUCAAGGCCAGUAAUAAGGAGCGCAAGCCGCCGCGGCCACAGGACUUCCCGGCCCUCAAUGAACGCAAGCCGCGUGGACCUCGCACAUCCUCUUCCCGGGAGGAGAAAGAGAACCGGCGCUCUGGCGGUGCUGGUGGCGUAGGUGUGGAAAAGCAGCAAAGUGUGGCUAGCAGCUCGAAUCCAAAUAGAUCCCAGGAGCGAGAGCGCGAACGAGAUCGUGAACGCGAACGAGAUCGUGAGCCCAAAAACCGUAACUUUGGGCGCAUGAACGGAGGCCCAGGCCGACAAAAUGCCAUGGAGUUCAAGAAAUCUGGCCGUGGACAGCAGCCACGCGACCGUGAGAGGGAUCGCGAACAACAAAUGGACAACCGAAAUCAGAAGCAAUCGACACCACGCUCCAAUCAGCAGCACCCACAGCAGCAGCCUCAGCAUCAACAGCAGCCACAGCAACAACGACAGCCGCCUCAGCAGCCACAGACUCCGCUGUCCACCACGAACCUCUCGCAACGCCUGCAGCAAGUGCAGCAGCGCAACGACCCCAGUCACGUGGGCAGCGUCCAGAUGCACUCGCUGGCCAACCAAAGCCCACAACAACCGCCGCAGCCUCUUCACCAGGAGCAACGUAACGCGCCCAAGCGCUAUUCGAGCCUAAGACGCUCCCAGCAGGAGGCCUCGCAGCAUUUGGCGGAGCAGCAACAGCAGCAGCAAAUGCAGCAGCAACUGCACCUCCAGCAGCAGCAGCCGCAACCAUCUCAGAUCAUGAUCCAGGACCCUCACGUGCUGAUGCAAAUCGCUUACCAACAGCAGGAGCUGCAGGCGCAGCUGCAGACAAUGCAACUGGGACCCACUGGCUCUGGGGCAGUUCCAGCGCCACCAAAGCCACAUGCGCCACCGGCAGCUGCGUAUCCGCAGGCGCAGCCGGCACCCUACUACGUGACCGGAACGGAGCCAGUGCCAGUGCCCGUUCCCGUGCCCGUACCUCAAGCACCAUAUGUGAAUCCGGCCAGUGCCGCCUACUUGCCCACCACUCCCGCUGCCGUGGCCUAUGCGCAGGCAGCGCCGCCUGUGGUGCCGCAGCCCACACCGGCGCCCGCUCAGGCGCCGCCCGCAGCCCAGCCUGCACAACCUUACCAAAACUACAACACUGUUGGUGGUACCACCUACUUUGUGCCGCCGGCUCAGACCGCUAACCGACCAGCUGCCCUGCCCCAGCGACGUCCAACCAACGCUAUUCCCAUCCUUCCGCCAUCGGAGAAACACAAGACGAAGGGCGGAGCCCCAGGAGCCGGAGGCAAGGAGGAGGGCAACUCGGACAACAUAGACCACAUCAUAGACAACAUGUUCGUUGCACGGCCUUCGGCUUUCCAGCCGACCGGAGAAGGUGCUGCAGCUGGUGGAGGUGCAUCCAAGGAAGAAGCAGCCACUCCUCCGGCAACCGAGCAGAACCUUCAGCCGGUGGCGGCCACUGGGAAGGAAUGAGUGCAGGUCUACGCUGGCAUGUCGACGACGCAGCAGCAGACACGAGGUCAGAGAAUGGCUCCUCCUUCACCCUCGUCGGCCUACAACAUGCUGCCGCCGCAGUCGCACGCUGGCUAUUACCGCGCUCCGCCGCACUAGCUCCAACCAUCUCUGGCUCGGCUCAUCAAAAGAUUUUUUCCCCAUUCUGUCCUCGGAUCUGGGAUCCGACGAACACCAUGAAUUGUAGCUUUGAAGUAAGAAACAUUUGUAAUUAGCAUUUAGCUCCCAGAUAAUCGAUCUUACUAACGUCAAACCUACGUAUUUAGAACGAGUAAAUAUAUAUAUAUAUAAUCAGGCGCAAGCUCCCAUUAAAUUGUAUGUAGUAUCUAGGACCAGCUGCGGCAUUCGUUGAUUAAGUCGCAAGUAAAAACGUGCUGGCGGCGAGGCGCUUAGCUUACUUAGGCCGUAUUUUAGAGUUGAAACAAGAGAUUUAUCGUGUGACAUGUAUUUGCGUAAACUAAUAGACCUUGAAAUUGAAUAAACGUUUAACACGAA